AUGGCGGCCUCCUCUUCUGAUGUUGGCGAUGGGGGCCAGCUUACCUCAACCAUGAUAAACGACAUGAAAGAAAAGAUUGGUCAGGAACUAGAGGCGGUGAGUGUGGUGGUUCAGGACAUUUCAGGUGAUGGCCGGCACGUCAGUAUCGAUGUCGUUUCGCCGGUGUUUGAGGGGAAAAGUAGCAUGAAUCGACAACGGAUGGUGUACAAAGCAAUCUGGCAGGAGCUGCAGGGGGCCGUGCAUGCUGUAGACGCAAUGACAACCAAAACGCCAACUGAAGCAGGGGUUGGGCAACAACCACGGCAAUGAGAUUGCCGUGCUAAGUGUGUAAGUGCUUUCUGAAGUGAUGGCCAACGCUCAUGGUUUGUAUGAGCAGGGCAACAAGGCUUUACGCCAUUCUCUAACGCGAUAGAUAGAUCCAUGGCCUAUGUACAGCGACAUGCCUAGAUUGGCCUACGAUAAACAGGCAAUCUCCUUUCGUUUGCAUGCUGUUUUGGACAAUCGCAUGAUUCGAACGAUUUCAUUCCCGACCUCAGUGCUACGCAGGCAUCCGCUGCUAAGGUGCGCCCACCAUCAGCAUAUAAGGUUGCAUAACCGAACUGAAGCGAGUUCAU
Molecule: messenger RNA, 614 nt
Organism: Klebsormidium nitens
Lineage: Eukaryota; Viridiplantae; Streptophyta; Klebsormidiophyceae; Klebsormidiales; Klebsormidiaceae
Source: the annotation of a GenBank genome assembly